AUGAGAGCAUUAAAUAUGUUAUGUGCCCACACCAACACCCACACGAAAGGAGCCAGUGCCCAUGGUCACUUUAGGGGCACCAGGGAGCUCGUGCUCCUAGACGCUCUCACAGGAGAGGCGUUUCGGUUCCCUUGGCCUCUGAGCUUAUCUGGAAACGCCAGCGUCAGGAAACUCCAGAGAGAUCAGAGCUCGUCCCCGGCUCCAGAGGCGUGCUUCUGGUUAAACUUAGAGCACUAUGUGAACCAGCUUCUCCCCAUGCUUCCUCCCUCCCUUGCUGCUGGAAGUGACUCUGCAAGGAAGAGAUCUAAAGACGUUGAGCCGCAAAAUAAGAGCGCAUCCAGACUUGAGGAGCCUCAGCGAUGUCUCUGCUUUGUGGAGGCCACCGGAAGGAGCCUCUCAGCAGAGGCUGCGGCAGCGUUGCAGGAACCAGGUAGCAGCAGCAAAAACAACAGCAGCCUUAUUCAAUCAAGUGGGCCUCUAUCUCUCAUUCUUAUCCGCCCAGAGCUACUUUCUUGUUUGGGGAGUAGCUGCUACUAUGGACCCGCUUUGGCCGCUUCAGCAGCAGAAGGCACAGAUGGUAAGUAUGGCGCAACAGCAGCAGCUGAAGCUGUUGCACCACAGCUGACAUCUCUUUCACUAGCGGCGGAUCCCAAAGUUUUAUCGACUGUGGAAGUAAUCCAUGGGAAACAAAUACCAACAAGAGAACCUGAGAUGCUCAGCAGCUCUCUGCCCACCUACAGAGCGGGUGACCGCGCUGCUGGUAGAGGGGUGGGAGGGGUGGGUGCAGCCGUUAUUGCCGCUGCUGCUGCUACUGCUGCUCUUGGGGGCGGCGCAAAUCCUGAUGCCGCUUGUGCAUGCAGCAGCGCAGACUGCUUCAGUUUUCCAUCGGCGACUGUGCAGCAGCGGCUGGUCAGCGGGGAGCUGAAGGCGUUGCGGAGUGCUACGCUGUUGGAUGGUGACGCCUCAUUCAGGGUGUUUGGCAGCAACAUCGUUGCUGCUGCUCCCUUGCUUUGUGCUUCUCGCGAUGCAGCUGCUGUGGCAGCCGAUCUGCAUGUGCGGCUGAGACGCCAACGGUCUGCAGCAGAAGUCGUCGUGCGGGCGCUGCUGAGGCACGCAGACCUGGCGCUGAAGUGGGCUGAAGCUCUCAAGCUGCGGCUGCAGCAGCAGGCGAUUGCUCAGGAGAGCGUCGUUGCGGGGUUCGAGCAGCUGCUACUCAAGCUUCAGCAAACACCUGUCGACCCGGUGCUGCUGCUGCUGCUACAACUUAAGCACGAUAAUGCUGUACAGCAGCAGCACCAACCAAACGCAGAUACCACCUUGCUUGCAACUGCUUCAACAGAGCUGUUCAGUCACAGAGCGUCUCCUCGGACGCAGGAUUCUGCCGCUGCUGGGGUUGCUGCUGCUUCUGAAGAGGUGACUGCAGCAAGGCAAGAUACCUUAAGGACGGCAGCAGCAGACACUAAAAAAACAUCAUUCUUGACAGAAGCAGGAAGUUCUGCUGCAGGGGAAUGCAGUCCCGCGGAUGUGGGCUCGGGCAAAGGUGUCUGGGCAGAUGCAAUUCAUUCUGCAGAAAAUGUCUCAGAUGAAUUUGGCACCAUGCAGCCGUCCCCUGCAGGAUUAUCAGCGGCCUCAUGCGGCUCCUUUGCAUCAGCAGCAGCAGCAACAGCUGCAAGGCCAUCAGCAGCACCACCACAAACGGAAGUUUUGUCAUCACUUCCCGGUGAGCAAGUACCCCUCAAACCCUGCUUGUUAGGCAGCCCAGCACAGGGGACUUGUUGGCUGGGCCUGAUAUGCUCACCAAAGCAGCGCAGGAAGGUGGGGAGUCCUAUAGCUGAUAUAAAGGAGACGGAAUCUCCUGCCGCUGUAGCAACAACGGCGCCCGACAGCUCUCUAGGUAAGCAUGUAGUACACUUCUGCGGCUCCGAGAGUCCCGACGGAGGCCCAGCCCCUGCAGCUGCUGUGCCCGCGGCAAGUGCAUGCAGUGGGAGUGACCACAGUAACCCCAGCACGGCAACACUAGGGACUGCAGCUGGAGCAGUCCAGCAGCAAAACAGUCUUACCGGCGUAGAAGCUGUAAAUGCCCCCGGCGCAGGGGCUACAAGAUUUUCUUUUCUGGAAGAACCUGCAGGCCCUACAGCGGAAGUCGAGGCGGGCAGCACAGCCGCUGCAACAGCGGCAGCAGCAACUCUAGCAGCAGAUUUAGCGACAACAGAAGCGGCUUCAGCAACGGCUCCAUGUAGAGAUGGAACAGUUAUUGGGCCUUCAGUAGCCUCUCUCCUCAACGUCCCAGCCAUCCGUGCGUUCGCAACAUCAGUGUUCGCAGACCGCACUGCGGUGCUACAACAAGUCGAGCAAGUGGAGCAGGACAUCUGUGCAGCAACAACUGCAUUUAGGUGUGCAGCUGAUGGCUUGCUCGCUGCAGCAGGUGAGACGGAAGCAGCGCUUUCAAUUCUGCUGGGCGAGCAGCAAGAACUGACAGCUGUGCACACACGAGCUUUUGCUGCAGUUGCUGCUGCGACUCCAACACCGCCCGUAGCAUACUCUCGGUUUGCUCCACAGCAGCUACGUCUUCUUGCUGCCGAUCAGGAAGCAGCGAUGUUGGAACUGCACCAGCUCGAGAAGCAGCAGAAGGCCCUCACGAAGAAACAGCGGGUGGCCUGGAUGCAGCACUGCCGCCAGCAACUGCAACUCUUGCGCUUCUGUCUAAGAGGUCGGCUGAAGCUGCGGCAGUAUCACGAGCAGGGUCUGGCUUGCAGCAUGAAAGCUCAGCGCGUCAAUGGAACUCUGCUGCAGCUCCGACGGCUGUAUGCUUGCCCCGCUGCCUUUGCUGGAGCAGCCCGAGAGACAAUUCGCCGUCUCACUUUUGCUGCGUCUUUUCGCAAGGCUGCGGAGACAGCUCGGGCCGUGCUGCACCGCAUGCAGCAGCAGGAGCAGCAGCAACGGCUGCAGUUUCUGGAAUCCGCUGCUUCCUCACUUCCUACAGCUGUUUUUUGGCCCCUGCUGCGUGUCACCCCACAAGAAGCCCACGUCACACUGCCAGAGACAGACGAGCCCAUCAUCUCAAUUAUAGAUCCUUCAGUGCUUGCAGCCGCCUUGGACGAGUCACCGCAACAGCAGCGGGGAGGAGAAAAGGAUCAGCAGCAGCGCCAGAAGCAGGAAGACCGUCUGCUGCUGCGGGCCUUGCUGCGCUCUGAACUUGCACGGACUCGCCAGCAUACCGGGGGAGAUAUAUGCGCACAACGACGGCAGCAACGACAACGGCAGCAGCAGCAAGCGCAGCAGCAGCAGCAACGAGGACGAGAGGAACAGCACCAGCUCCUUCGCCGAGCUAACGAGCUGCUGGGUGAACCGGCGGGUCCUCACGUCGUCCUGCACGACAGUGAGCAGCAGCAGCAGCAGCAGCGGCAGCAGCGGCAGCAGCAGCAGCCAGCGCCACCCAGCGUACACCGAGAUACUGCUGCCCCGCCUUGGAAAAUACAACCCUCGCACAGCGAGAUGCAGCACAAACGGGAGGUUGCUGCCUGUGAGGAGAGGUCUCAGCAGUUCACCAGACCGCAGCAGGUGAAGGACCAGGAGGCGCGCGAGCAGCAGCAGCACAAUCAACGGCAGCAGCAGAAACAGCAGCGUCAGGAACAGCAACAGAAGCAGCAGCAGCAGUGCAUGGGGCAGGCAUCCGUGCCGCACCCACCAGAGUUCCUGCAUCCACUCGAGCAGCUUGGGCAUGCACAGCUGCCUCGGCAGGGGCUUCAGGAUGAACUUCUUUUCCCCAGUUUUGCAGCAGUAGAUCGAUUCGAGGAGCAACAGCAGCAGCAGCACCAGCAGGAGACACAGUUACUGCUCCUACAGCAAGACGUCAUCUGUGGUUCUCAAGCUUCAUCAAGGCCUGGUUCUCCGUGGGACCCCACAACCAUGCAGUAUCCGUCAGAACAACCACAACUCUGGCGGAAUCAGGUAAAGGGGCCUUUUUCUUUACAGAAACAGCAAAGUAGGCUGCGGGCGGAGCAAGAGCCGCUGCUUCAUCAGCUGCUUCAGCAGCAGUUGCAGCAGCCGCGGCAGCCACAGCAGUUGCAGCAGUUGCUGCAGAAACGGCAAGUGCAGCAGGAGCGAAGGCGUAAGAAGGAGAGGCCGGGUAAUGAUCACAGAGAGCAGGCAAGCGCUUACAAGUACGGCGUGGAGGCACCCAACAGCAGUUCGCAACCCAGUGUAUAUCAGCGCCAGCACCACACGCAAGCUGAAGUGCAGCAGCAGCAGAGCCAGGCACAGCCCGUGUCUGACCUGCAGCAGCAUUAUUUGCUGCAGCAGGCACGGCCUCACGGAACUCAGUUUCAGGCGCAGAAGACGCAGCAGCAUGCGCUGCAACACGAGUCACACUGGCAAGAACAGCAACUGAUGCAACCGCAGCAAAACCAGAAGCUCCUGCAGCACCAGGGUUUAGGACCUACGAAGCUGCCGCAGCAGGGUUGGGAGGUACCGGUGCAGCCGACGCCCGCAGCCUCAGGCCAGGUGCUGGAGCAGCAGUCGCAAAAGAAAGAGCAGCAACAGCGGCACCUGCAACAGCAGCAGCAGCCGCUGCACCGGCGGCACCUGCAACAGCAGCAGCGGCAACAACAGCAGCUGCAACAGCUGUACCUGCAGCAGCAGCUGGCGCAUCAACGUCUGGCGGGUUGCUUCGGGGAGGACGAGGGGCAGCAUUCGCCACUGAAUUACCAGCAACAGCAGCGACAGAAGUUGCAGGAGGCACAGGUUCAGCAGCAUCCAGGGUUUGCUGCUGGUGAACCCCAGCAGCGAAGACAGAUGGGGCAAGACGCACUUGUUUUACACAACGCUGCGCAGCUGCAGCAUCAGAUGCAGCAGCAAGAGCAGCAGCGGCUGCAGCAACAACAGCAACAGCAGUCAACUGGAAGCGAGCAGCAGCAUCUUAAGCAGUGGAUACACCCCGUGGAGUCCUUGCACCAGCAGCAGCAGCAGCAGUCGUUGCAGUUGCCACCCGCAGCCGAGCUGCUCGAUCAGGUGCAUGAGGAGCGGCAGCUCCUUGUGCAGCCCAUUACAAGCCAGAGGGAGCAUUUAAAUGCUGAACAAACACUAGAGAAGGCAGCAGCACUCCCGCACCAGCAAGAAGAAGAUUUUGUGUGUCAUCCCACGGAUCUCCAGCAGCUGCAGCGUCUUGUCAGGCAAGACUGUGCGGGGUUGCAGUUUCCUAUUCAGCAGCUGCGGAAGCAACAGCUCGGCGACAGCCACUUGCUGAGUGAUUUCGCGCAGCUGCAGCUGCAGGGGCAGCGCCUGCUGCUGCAACAGCAACAACAGCAGCAGCAACUGCUCCUGCAGCAGGAGCAUCGAUUGCUGCAGCAACUUAGAGAACAAAGGCUGCUGCAGCAGCACGAACAAAGAGUGAUGGAACAGCAGAACCUGGUGCGCGCCGAGCAGGAGGAAGAGCAGCAGUUACAAGACGGGCCGGAGCAGCACGAGCAAAGGUUAAUGAAGAAGCUGCAGCAGCAGCAGCAGAUGUUGGAGAAGCAGCAGCUGCCCACUUCAGAAGUACAGGUACCAGAGAGCUGGCAGCUGAGCCCGGCACCUUCAAGUGAGCAUGCUGAAGGAACUCUUUUGGUGGCAGAAGCCGGGGACAACAGCUCAGAGCAGCAGCAGCAGCAGCUGCUGCGACUGCGAGGAAUGCGUGCGUCGGAGUGCCUGCACCAAGGGGCUCCAGCUCCGCAUCGGCAGGGGGAAUCUUCAGCACAUGAACAGCGGCAAGUAUUGCAGCGGCAAGUACUGCAGCAGCAAGUGCUACAGCAGCAAUUACUGCAGCAACAAGUGCUGCAGCAGGAACGCCGCUCGGUACCGCUCAGUGAGCUUGGGCACGACGUGUUGGGCUCGGCUCAAGGCUUGCUGCUGCUGCCACAGCAGUCGCAACACCAGCAGGAGCAACAGCUCCAACGUGGGGAUCGUAGAGAAGAAUUUUGGAAGGCGCAGCAACAACCGUCUGCCGUAACUGCUGCACUUGCGUCUGCUGCAGCAGACGGAGAAUGCGAAGUAGCAACAGCAGCGCGCGUCCGUACAGCUCCGUCUCCGGACUCUGCACCUGAAAGAAGCGCUCAAUUGAUUGAGUUGCCUCAGUUUGAUGCUGAGGAUUUGGGCUCGUUGUUCGGGGAAGGGGAAGUUGCAGCAGUAGCAGCGACUACAUCUUAUGCUGAUAGCGCUGGUUCAGUGUAUGGGGACGUAGGCCGCUCUUGCAGCAACGGCGACGACUCUGCUGAGGGCCAAGCAGCAGACAUGGCUGAAGUGCGUGAGGCCAUUGGUGCUGCAGCAGAGACACUAGCGUCUGUACAAGCAGCCGCUCCACAGAGACUUGAGGAAGCAGAUGCGGCUGCUGCCCACACCGUUCGGCGCAGCUGCUUGCCCGAAUCCCCCGGGCUCACAGCAGCAGCAGCAGCACGACCAGCAGCAAGAGUUCGAGCCCUUGAAGAAAGGGGAGGCAAGAGAAACAGUUUUUAA
This is a messenger RNA of Eimeria acervulina, 6489 nucleotides long. RefSeq lists its product as hypothetical. Lineage: Eukaryota; Apicomplexa; Conoidasida; Eucoccidiorida; Eimeriidae. The record is from RefSeq and is a predicted model, not a curated record. The transcript has a single exon. The coding region runs from base 1 to 6489 and encodes 2162 amino acids.